AUGACUUUGUACCUUCCUGAUGAUUGCCUAAAUGAUAUUUUUGAAUAUUUGAAAAAAAGGGAUUUACGCUCAUGCUUGUUAGUGAGCCGUCUUUGGUGUAAUGUCUCUGUUCGAAUUUUAUGGAGAAAAAUGCAAAAUUUUAAAACUUUAAUCACUUGUCUUCCAAAGAAAUCCAAAGCAAUUUUAUGUAAGAUUGGGAUCAUAAUAUCAACCUCAAGACCUUCAUUGUUUAAUUAUACAUCUUUUAUCAAAAUUCUUUGUAUUAAUGAUCUUCAUCGUGCAAUUAUAAGAUUUCUCAGAAACCACCCUUCGACUCCAAAAAGAAUUUUUUGUAUUAUGAUAACACGGGAAAUGUUUAAAAUGUUUAUGAAUCAAACCUCUUUGAAAAUUUUAUAUUUUGAAUUUAACGUAAAUUACAACAUCCCUAAUAUUCCAUUUACCACUUAUCCUGGAGGAAAGGAUUGUUUAAGUAAUCUUUCUGAAAUUUCAUGUAGUUCAAAUUUAUAUCCUGAAUUUUUUUAUCAGAUAUCUCGAAUUUGUCAUAAUUUACAAUCACUAAAAAUAACUUUUGAAUAUAACAUCUCAAAUGGAUUAUCGGAAUUAAUUUCUGUUCAAAAAUAUUUAAAUUACUUGGAAUUGGAUUAUAAAGAUUAUCAUUCAGUUGAAUCAGAAGAAUAUUACAGCUUUUCAGAUGUAUCAGAUAAAUCUGACUUGGAUUAUUGUAGAAAUCAUUUAGAUGAAAGUCAACCACUAGCAAAAAUUCCAAACACAUUAACCAAGUUACACAUUGAUGGAAGACCUUGUCACAUGCAAUUGUCAUUUAUUUCUAAGCUCUCAAAUUUACAAGAACUUUCAUUAUCAAUUAUUAGCAAAAAAGGAUUAAAAGAAUUUAAAAAUCUUCAACAUGUUAUCUUUCCACAAUUACAAAUUGUAACUUUUGAAUAUAGAUGUCCCAAAGUUAGAUACCUGAUCAAUUUCUUAGAAAUCAAUGGAAAGAAUUUUAAAAUACUUGAUCUUGGCAAAAAUGAUUCUUAUAAUAAUUCAUUAAAUUUAGCUAUAGCCAAUUUUUGUACAAAUCUGAAAUCCUUACGAUUUACAUAUACAAAUACAAACUUGAAUUAUUACUUGGAUUUACUAAAAGUAAUUUUUAAAGGUUGUGAACAAUUAGAAAGCCUUGAUUUUUUGUGCGGUGAUUGUGAAGACUAUAUAUUGGAGCGUGAAUUCUUGGAGAUGGUUGUAGAAUUUUCACCUAAAAAAUUUCACGAGUUAAAGUUAGAAAUGGGAUCUUACGUAGAUGCAGAUACGGCAUUUCAAUGGGGAUUUAAGACUAUCUUUAAACGCUGGGCGAAUCGUGUGCCAUGUAUUCCACUUUCUUUAACUAUUAUUACGAAAAUAGAAUCGGAAAUUAUUUUGGAUAAAAGAAAUGAGAAAUUAAUUAAAAAGUAUAAAAAAUUGGGUGUUAUUAAAGAAAUUAAAAUAUUCAAUGAAUAUCAUAAUCGUGGUUGUCAUUAA
Molecule: messenger RNA, 1512 nt
Organism: Funneliformis mosseae
Lineage: Eukaryota; Fungi; Glomeromycota; Glomeromycetes; Glomerales; Glomeraceae
Source: the annotation of a GenBank genome assembly